CUUCGGACACGAACUCGACAGUCAGUGGCUCGCCGGAGCGCAAUCAAAUUGCACGUGUACGCGAACUUCGGGCGGUGAAAGCCAAGAUCGAUUGGUGGCCAAUCUCUUUGUGAUACCGCGCGUGCCCGCAGUAGUAAAAGACUUGUGGUAAAACACAAAACUGAAUCAAUUUCUGCGCAGGGGCAGCCGGAAUUAUGCCUCGCCAGCUUUGCCGUCGUCUUGCUGUGCACUGAAAUCGAAAUCGAGUCCAAUGACCAGCUCUCGAGCUGGUGCCCAAGAAAGAGUUUGCACUUUGAGACAGUUGAGUCGCCGGUCAACGAGCAGGCCUUGACCCAAAGCCCAGAAGAGAUCAGAGAUUCCGCUAAACACAACCCGGUUAUAUAAUAGCUCUUGUAACUGCAGUUGAAAUUAAAAGUAGCGUGAAUUUGCAAAACAUAAAAGCCGAAAAAGGAAAAGCAUGUGGUUACAGUGUGUGAGGAAACCAAUACGUGCAGACUUUUGGCUGCAGCUGCUCUGCAUGAGUUUUUCACUCGUUCGCCUGGAAUUCGCCGCUGCUCAAAAUGCGGGAGUGGUGGCAGCGGCCGUGGCGGCUGGCCAAAACCAAACCCAGGUCUAUGUGACGGAUUCUUGCCUGCAAAAGCCGUACCGCUGUCCUCAUCCGAAGAUCCAGUUCUAUCUGUACACGAGACGCACCCAGGAGCAGCCGGAGUUCAUUGAUGUCCUGGAUCCGAACGCCCUGUACUACACCCACUUCAAUCCACGCCAUCCCACCAAGAUCAUAAUCCAUGGCUUCGGGGGCGGCAGAACUCUGAGUCCCAGUCCGGAUCUGCGGGAGGCCUACUUCAGUGUGGGCGAGUACAACAUCAUCAUAGUGGACUACGCGGAUGCCGUUAAGGAACCCUGUCUGAGUCAGAUGGACUGGGCUCCUCGGUUCGGCAGCCUGUGUAUCUCCCAGCUGGUCAAAUACCUCGCCCGACAUCCUCGUGGCGUCCAGCCGGACGACCUGCACUUUAUUGGAUACAGUGUGGGUGCCCACAUCGCCGGUCUGGUGGCCAACUAUUUGAAGCCGGAGGAGGGCAAGCUGGGCAGGAUCACCGCCCUGGAUCCAACGAUAUUCUUCUAUGCCGGGGCCAACAACUCCAGGGAUCUGGAUACAACGGACGCCCACUUUGUGGAUGUCCUGCACACCGGAGCUGGCAUCCUGGGGCAGUGGCACUCCAGUGGUCAUGCGGACUUCUAUGUGAACGGAGGCACCAGGCAACCAGCUUGUGUGGGAUCGGCAACCCUGUUUCAAACGUUGGCUUGUGAUCACACAAAAGUCACGCCGUACUUUAUUGAAUCCAUAACGACAGCACGGGGAUUCUAUGCGGGUCCUUGUCCCAACUUGUUCUCCUACCUAAUUGGUUGGUGCGAGCCCAAGGACUCGGAGUAUGUGCUAAUGGGCGAACACUGUUCACACAAAGCACGAGGAAACUAUUAUGUGACCACCAAUGCCAAGGCGCCGUUUGCUCGCGGAUUUCCGGGAAAAGGACGAUCCAAUGGGGAGUACCAGGGAGUACGGAGAUAAUGCUGUUCGACAUGGCGAAUCGUAAAAUGUGUAUUUGAAUCGAUUGGAAAAGCGCCUCAAUUUAUGCAUCUUUUGCACCGUAGCACUCAUGUGAUUUUAGCUUGUUUCCUAACUGAUACCUAUUUAUUUCAUAUUUUUGUUAUUAGUUCUAAAAGCAGCCAUUUUUCGUUGGGACUUAUACAAAAAAAUAGUUAAGUCUUAUGCCGAAAGUUGAUGUGGAAUAAAAAACUAAUUUGUUUGGCAUAAUUUUAACAUGUUCGUUUUAUUGAAUUCCAAAUACAUUUCAUUAGGCUUAAUUUUGUUGUGGUUUAAUGACCUUCAUUAUGGUAUUCAUUAGUAUUCUCAUGCAAGGACAUUAUAUCUUUUCUUUUGGUAACGAAAUUCAAGUGUUAUUGGUGAAGAUUGGUAGAUUUAUUCUGUUUUUAAAUGAAUAGGGGUUUUAACUCUUCUUUAUUCGGUUAUGCUUUUAAAUAUUUGUUUUGUUUUUUUUAAUGACCAUACACUGAAAUAUAUAAGUAUUAUUUUAAUUUGGUUUAGCUACCAUACAAAUUAAACAACAUGGGCGGGUGUUGCCAGAAAAGGGAUCUCCGAUUGCGUUUAAUAUUCAUAAUUUUGAUUCAAUAUUUUAUAUUGUGUAUACAGAACUCUCAGUGAACACAAAGAAUAUUUUGUUACUAAUUAUAUACACGGUUUAAGUAUAGCGGUAAUAUCAUUCUACAUCUUUUAAAUAUUCAGAAGACUCUGUGGAGGCGAUUCGGCAACUCCUUUGUCAUUUGAUUAAUGAUUAGAAGAUAGUUAUGAUUUAUUUUAAUAGCAUAUAUCUGGUAUUGUGCGCCUAUAUUUCUGUAU
Drosophila erecta is the source of this 2416-nucleotide messenger RNA. Its product is annotated as phospholipase A1 member A. The record is from RefSeq and is a predicted model, not a curated record. NCBI's taxonomy places the organism in Eukaryota, Metazoa, Arthropoda, Insecta, Diptera, Drosophilidae. Bases 458 to 1567 code for a protein of 369 amino acids. Gene Ontology annotation, molecular function: lipase activity. Gene Ontology annotation, biological process: lipid metabolic process. The transcript has 4 exons.